This is a messenger RNA of Trichobilharzia szidati, 914 nucleotides long. The record is from the annotation of a GenBank genome assembly. NCBI's taxonomy places the organism in Eukaryota, Metazoa, Platyhelminthes, Trematoda, Strigeidida, Schistosomatidae.
GGGUCACCAUUAAGUUAACGUACGAUUUCUCCAGUUAAGGACAUUAGUAUGUAGAUGUAGUAAAAAAAAGCCAGGAGCGGAAAUGAGUACCUUUGAUAAAAUAUACCGAAGUGUUCUACCGAUGAAAUUCUUCAGCAAGGGUUGGGGGAGGCCAGAUAUUCUUAUUAAGUUGGUUGAGAAUAUGAAGAUUGUCAAACAGAGGGACAUCUACUGUUCAGUCAAGUGUAAGACUAAUAUCAAUAUUGAGAAGAGAACCGAGGGUAAGCGUACUGUACAAAUCGAAGGAUCAUUCUUAUCUCCAUUUGAUACUGUCAUUCCCAAUGCACUUAAAGAAGACAAUAAAGUUUCAAGAUUUCAAAUGGUUAUACCAAAAGCCUGGUCUACAAAUUAUCGUCCAGUUUGCAUCCACUUUGCUGGCACGGGUGAUCAUAAUUACUCCAGAAGAAGAUUAUUUCUCGCCAAUCAAUUGAUUGAAGAUGGUAUUGCAUCUCUUAUUAUAAUGAAUCCAUUUUAUUCCACUCGGAAACCUAAGGACCAAAAAGGUUCUAGUUUGAAUUUCGUCUCUGAUCUGUUCAUCAUGGGCGGAGCUCUAAUAAUGGAAUGCAGUGCGCUGUUAGAUUGGUGUGAACAGAAUGGUUAUGGACCGUUUGCACUUCAUGGAAUUUCAAUGGGAGGUUAUAUGGCAGGAUUAUGUGCAACUGUUUGGCCGAAACCUAUAUCACUUAUUCCCUGUUUAUCGUGGACUUCAGCGUCAGUUGUCUUUGUAGAGGGCAUAUUAUCAAAUGCAGUCGAUUGGUCAGUAUUGACAAAACAAUACUAUUCAGAUUCAAUUUAUUCGGAUGUAAUUCGACCAAAACUACAACCUCCAUUUCCUGCCUCCUUUAAAGCGGAUAAUACUUCUGAAGAUCCUUUGG